Molecule: messenger RNA, 1696 nt
Organism: Glycine soja
Lineage: Eukaryota; Viridiplantae; Streptophyta; Magnoliopsida; Fabales; Fabaceae
Product: ammonium transporter 3 member 2-like
Exons: 3
Coding region: 101-1540 (479 amino acids)
Biological process (GO): ammonium transmembrane transport
Cellular component (GO): plasma membrane
Molecular function (GO): ammonium channel activity
Source: RefSeq, a predicted model, not a curated record
AAGCCUUGGCCUUGAACACCCACAACCAAACCUAAGCAGCAACUGAAGUACUAGUCAUAUAUCCAACAAUCAAGAAUAAAUAUAAAGGAGCGAACGAUCGAUGGAGUUUCCUACGAACCUUUUGCCAGACGAAGCGAGCCCAGAAUGGAUGAACAAAGGAGACAAUGCAUGGCAGCUUAUGGCAGCAACUGUGGUGGGUCUCCAAAGCAUUCCGGGGCUGGUGAUUCUCUACGGAAGCCUAGUGAAAAAAACAUGGGCCAUUAACUCUGCUUUCAUGGCCUUCUACGCCUUCGCGGGGGUACUUCUAUGCUGGGUGGGGUGGGGAUUCCGCAUGUCAUUCGGCGAGAAAAUGGUGUUCUUCUUGGGGAAACCCGGGGUGGCGGUGGACGAGAAGUUUCUUCUGGGGAAAGCUUUUCUGGGGCUCUUUCCCAAUGCUACGAUGGUGUUUUUUCAGGGGGUGUUUGCGGGGAUCACCUUGAUCUUGAUAGCUGGGGCGUUGCUCGGGAGGAUGAACUUUCGUGCGUGGAUGCUGUUUGUGCCUCUUUGGCUUACUUUUUCGUACACCGUCACUGCCUUUAGCAUUUGGUGCCCCGAUGGCUGGUUGGCAAAGCUUGGAGUUAUUGAUUUCUCUGGCGGAUAUGUUAUUCACCUCUCCGCCGGAGUUGCUGGUUUUACUGCAGCUUAUUGGGUGGGUCCACGAUCUGAAAAGGACAGAGAAAUAUUUGCAUCAAACAACAUGAUUGUGGUGCUUGCAGGCGCAGGCCUGCUUUGGAUGGGUUGGAGUGGGUUCAACGGUGGAGGUCCGUUCGUGGCGAGCACGGUGGCAUCUCUGGCCGUCCUUAACACACACGUGUGUGCUGCUGCUAGCAUCAUCGUCUGGGUCCUACUCGACACUUUCUACUUUGGUAAGCCCACUGUGUUUGGCGCCGUACAGGGCAUGAUCACUGGUCUCGUUUGCAUCACACCUGCCGCAGGAGUUGUGCAAGGGUGGGCAGCGAUCUUGAUGGGUGUGAUGUCAGGAAGCAUUCCCUGGUACACAAUGAUGAUCCUCCAUGACAAGCUCCCAUUCCUAAAGCAAAUCGACGACCCCAUGGCGGUGUUCCACACCCAUGCCGUCGCCGGCGCUCUCGGCGGCGUCCUCACGGGGCUCUUGGCGGUGCCUAAACUGUGCCGUCUCUUCUACAUGGUCCCCGAUUGGGAAAAAUACAUUGGACUCGCCUAUGGCCUCCAGAACGGUGCAACUCAUGCGGGUCUAAGGCAAAUGGCCAUCCAAGUUGGGGCCAUAGUUUUCGUUAUUAUCUUCAACUUUGUUACGACCAGCUUGAUUUGCUUGCUCGUGGGGUCCAUAGUACCACUCAGGAUUGACACCGAUGCUUUGCAAAUGGGUGACAAGGCAAUGCAUGGAGAAGAGGCUUUCGCUUUCUAUGGAGGAGACCCUACAGCAAAGUUUGAGAACCUCAAGCACAAUAAAGUUUAUGAUACUCAAGACUUUUCGUUUGUUAGAGACACAAGGUCAUUUGCCCAGCUUCAAAUGGUAUAAGUAAUUCAAUUACUUGUUCUCAACAAAAACAAAAGAAAAAUGUUCUCUCAUCUUCCUACCAAUUCUGAAUUCUCCUCCGGGUAACCAAAUUAAAGGACUUUUAAAGAGGCUCUAAAUUCGGGUUUGAAUUUAUGCUAAUAAAUGAGGUUUGGUAAA